UGCUUUUCAUGCUUGUUGUUUUGUCCUUGUCAGUAUGAGAUAUGAGUGUAUAGACCUUUAUGGUCCAGUACAAAAGCUUCUUCACUAACUGCUCAAAACAGGAACUAUUGAACUCUGGGGAAAAAAGAAACCAAGAAAAAGAAACAAAAAGAAGAGUUGCUUUGUGUGUGUGUGUGUGUGUGUGUGAUACAGUAUAAUGUCAAUAUGACAUUAUGUCCUUUACUAUAAUAUUUUACUUCUACAGCAACAAUGACAUUCUGAUUAUCUGCUCUACCGCUUUGCACUUUAAUAAAAAUUCUGUGUGUGUGUAAAAGAAUAAACACCUCUGGGCUGUGGCAGGUGUCUCCGCUGAAGCAUGUAAUGUUUGUCUCUACUUGUACGCAAGCGGAGACGACCUUUUACUAACCACGAAAACAGACCACGCUUAGGAGACAUCAACAUGGCCACUGCUAUGACUGACAAGCCAGAGGAGAGUGGGGAGUGGUGUGUGUGUGUGUGUGUGUGUGUGUGUUUCGUCUGCUACCAUGUUAGAAAUUAGGAUCUAUCCUGUAGACAUGGCGACAUGCUGGUGUAUUUUCCAUUACCGUCUGUUCUUUUUUUAGCACUAGUCCCUGAACAUGCCUACAAUUGGCUGCCUCAUCAGCUUCCCCUGCUAGUGGGACAGAAUGCUAGGCGCUGUUUGGCUCUUCAUCAACACACACGCUGCGUCGUGAACACAAAUAAAUCAACACACAAGAGGAAACCAGGAAGACAUGAACGAAAGUCAAUAAAUCUAGACCCUUCUGGCAGAGACACUCUGCAAAUAAAAGCAAAAGCAGAUUCCUGUUGGACGAUGGUGAAAGGAGGUGGAGAUUUCUAGCUGUAGAGAAGAAAGUGUUAAUGUUCUUCCUCUGGCAAAACUCCAACUCAGUAUUUCAGUAUUUUAAUGUUGUGGAACGUACAUGAAACAAGACAAAAGUUUGUGAUGUUACAGAGAAACUGCAAAGCGUGAACUCUUCUCUAUCGUGAAGAUGUCAAAGCUGAAGCUUCACCUCUGACUGUUACAGUGCGCUCCUCACACGGGGCACCACCGAUGGCCGACAAUAACUGUGAUUCGUUAGUUUUGCCUCAUGGGAACUUAUUUGGCAGGAACCGUGUUCUUCCGGUGGAAUAGACCAAAUACGUGCACCCGUUUCCCUCAAGCAGUGCUUGCUAAUGCGUGUUUUCCCAGCUGCUGAUUUGCUGUUGCCGUCGCUGUGACUUCAUGUGUGAAGCGUGCCGCAAACACUGUAGUGGAGACAUGCAGCUGUCGCCUCCAUCCUCAUCAUCCUCUCUUUAACACAGAAAACAGCACUGUGGGGAGCAGCAGUCAUUCAGCUGUAUGACGCAGGAGCAGUAUAUUCUCGCGUCCCAGCCGAGCGCCCUGCAGAGGCCGGGUUGCCCUGCUCCAUACCCAGUGGGCAUCUACGGUUGGCGUAAACGCUGUCUCUACUUCUUCAUCCUCCUCCUCCUUGUCACCAUGAUUGUCAACCUUGCACUCACCAUCUGGAUCCUGAAGGUCAUGAACUUCACAGUGGACGGGAUGGGUAAUCUACGCGUGACCAAAGAAGGCGUGAGGUUAGAAGGCGUCUCCGAGUUCCUUCUUCCUCUGUACGUGAAGGAGAUUAAAUCCAGACGGGACAGUCCGCUGAUCCUGCAGUCGGACCGGAACGUGACGGUGAACGCGCGGAACGACCUCGGCCAGCUCACAGGACAGCUCACUGUGGGUUCGGAUACAGUGGAGGCUCAGUGUCAGAGGUUCGAGGUCCGGAGCUCAGACGGAGACAGAGUGCUGUUCUCCGCAGAUGAGAAUGAGGUCAGCAUCGGCACCGAGAAGCUGAGAGUGACAGGUAACGAGGGAGUCGUGUUUGCUCAUUCGGUCGAGACGCCGCACAUUCGAGCCGAACCUUUCCAAGACCUAAAGUUAGAGUCUCCAACGCGGACUCUGACGUUGGAAGCGCCGAAAGGUGUGGAGGUGAAUGCGGGAGUGGGGGAGUUCAGAGCGUCCUGCAGGAAAGAGCUCACUCUGGAGUCUUCUGAGGGGGAGAUCUUUCUCAACGCCAAGUCCAUCCGCAUGCCGAAUCUUCCUCACGGCAGCGUGGACCCGCUGCUCAGCCCGGGCACCAGCUACCCAAAACACACCGUCUACGAGGUGUGUGUGUGUCCAAGCGGCAAGCUGUACCUGUCCCCCGCUGACAGCGCCUCCACCUGCCAGACUACCAACAGUGUGUGUUUAUGGAGCUGAGAGCGGCAUGGGGGCUUCGCCCGACACCAGAAAGGCCUUCCUUUUCUUCCUCCUUCCCUCUUUCCUUCCUCAUCCAUCUUUCCUUCAUCUGCCGUAUUCACGUCAACAUCUCCACUGACGAGCUUCGGAAUCUUAUCAGAUCGGACAUUAGUAGAAAACGGAGGCGUUACUUGGACAGAGUGUUUUUUUUUUCAUUGAUUAUUCACACUUUCUACCUUUAUUUCAGUUUCCCGUUUUGAGUUCUUUAUCUAUUUCCUCAGUUUUUUCUUUUUAUCGUCAGCAUUUUUUCAUUCCCUACUCAUUCUCUUUUCUUCUUUUCCAUCCCUUCUUCUCUCCUUCCCUCUUUCCUUCCUUCAGGAAUUCAGGAAUCGGGACAAACUCGGCUCGAUAGCAGCCUCAUCUUCCCAAUCUGUAAAUGGAGCAAAAACUUGACUUGGAGCUUAUUUUUUUCUUUCCUCUCCUCUUGUUUUUGGUACUCCUAUUUUUGUAUGACCCUCAGCCCCAGUGGAGACUUAUGGGAAAAUCUGACGAGAGGCCGGACCAGGCUAACGAAAACGAGCACACACAUGCUUGUGCACGCUCGAGUGGGUGUGUGUGUUUUUCUAAAGAAGCGAUACACAGGUGCCUUUGCUGUUGUCGGAAAAGCACACGUUCACCCGCAACCAUCCUCCAGUCGCAGCAGAACACGCCGGCAAAAAGAGGAACGCUAAUUAACGUCUAUCUCCGUUUUGAAAACAGUUAAAACAGGAAAGGCGCAUCUAAUGUAGUCCAAUUUCUGUCCUUUUUGGGUUUUUUUUUCUUUUGGACUUUUCUCUUUUUGGGAACAAAGCACAAGAUUAUGCCAUGUAUAUAAGAAACUCAAUAAAUAAUAAUAAAAAGAGAAAGUUUAUUUUAAACAUUUUGUAUCCAAGAAUGUUUGAUGAUAAUUUUUUUUAAUCUUCUAAUUUUUGUCCUCCCCCAACCCUCAAAAAAAAAAAAAAAAAAAACCCCACAGUGUAUUUGUGUUUUGCGAUUGUUGCAAAAAGGUAACAUUUUUAUGCUUUCUUAUCAUCAGCAGACCAAAAUCAGUUUGUCUACAAUCGCAGUUAAUAUAUCCUCUCCCCCAAAAUGUACACAUUUAAUAGAAUUUAAUACAAAU
Messenger RNA from Pangasianodon hypophthalmus (striped catfish), 3401 nucleotides. Its product is annotated as zeta-sarcoglycan. The record is from RefSeq and is a predicted model, not a curated record. NCBI's taxonomy places the organism in Eukaryota, Metazoa, Chordata, Actinopteri, Siluriformes, Pangasiidae. Gene Ontology annotation, biological process: cardiac muscle tissue development; heart contraction. The transcript is spliced from 9 exons. Gene Ontology annotation, cellular component: sarcolemma; sarcoglycan complex. The coding region runs from base 1361 to 2263 and encodes 300 amino acids.